This is a messenger RNA of Hypoxylon fragiforme, 2991 nucleotides long. RefSeq lists its product as uncharacterized. Gene Ontology annotation, biological process: regulation of transcription by RNA polymerase II. The record is from RefSeq and is a predicted model, not a curated record. Lineage: Eukaryota; Fungi; Ascomycota; Sordariomycetes; Xylariales; Hypoxylaceae. Bases 1 to 2991 code for a protein of 996 amino acids. The transcript is spliced from 4 exons. Gene Ontology annotation, molecular function: DNA-binding transcription activator activity, RNA polymerase II-specific.
AUGUUUCCUAUCAACACCUUCCUCCUAUAUCUUUUUCACGCUAUUGUUUUCAGUACGCUCUCAGCAGGCCAUGUCCCCUCUCCUCCCAAACCAGAACCAGUCGAGAUCGUCCAACUACCGCUUCCACCUGUCUCUAGUGCCACUGGGGGUUCAUGCACCCCAGAGGCUGGUGGUCUUAUCCAGAUAGGUAGCUUUUUGCCCGAUGGUAAUCAUGUCAUUGCCCUGGUCAAUUACACCGGUGCUCAGGAUGAAGCUAGUAUAUACGCAGGGGCCCAAAUAAUCCUCAUAAAGGCUGAUGGCACUACCUUCUCCAAUAGGAGUCCUUUUAAAUGCGUUACCUGUGGAGUGCCCCAGGGCAAUGCUGCGGGUCGAGCCAAUACUCUAGACUACCCACAGGCAUUCCGAGAUGGAAAACGCAUCCUAGCUGGCACUAACAUUAUCGACUGUAGGGAAUUCGACUUGUUCAGUGACCACUGCACUCCCGAGUUGACCUACAUUUACCCUAUCCGAUGGAACACUGCCGUGGAUGGGUCUGGGCAGGGCGGAAGUAUCCGUGAAUUGCGUUUACACCCAGACGACAUACACCUUGGCUUCAGCUCCUUCACAUCGUCUGGGGGAAAACUGGGCCAGUACGGCUAUGUUGGUCGGCUCGUGUUCAACCCUUCGCCAGAUAUGGGCUCACCCAUGACUCCACGAUAUGAUUUAGCCAAGGUCAACAUACUAUUCAACAACGACACCAAACACCAGCCCAUUCUCAUCGACGGAGAUCAGCUACGAUUCAAUCAUGACGCUAUCACCGUAGGUGAGUUCCGUGGAUUUAGCGGACGGGGCAAAGAGGCUACUUAUGUCGGAUACCCACGCGAAUCGACAAACAUCGACAUCUUCGCAAUCGACUUGACAACUGGCGAGGUGCGGAGACUUACGAGCCACCCAGAGUAUUGCGAUCCUGUUGACAUCUCGGCGGAUGAUGAGUGGAUGGUCAUCAUGGAUACACGUGGCAGCGGUCGACAAAUGUUCAUGGCCGGUAUGCGAAACGUCCCCCCAAUCAUAGAUAUAAUUGCUACCACAGUUGCGUCCUCGACCCGAAACAAUGGUGCUCGCAGGUUCUUCCAGCCAUACCUUCUUGAUCGGUACGGUGAUCGAGGCGAUUAUUACGGCCAACGCAUCAAUGCAGCAGGCGAUGGGAGCCCUGGCAGUAUUAACGAUCCAAAUUGGAAUGGAUUGGCCGAUCCUAAAUUUUCGCUGGACGGCACACGCCUUGUAUAUUACCAAGCGAUGGUUGUAUCCCCAGCUUGCGGUGGCACCAAUCCUCUCCCUUGUCCAAACUCGACCGAACAAGGCGGCCGAACGGAGCGAGCCAUGGUCGCGCACUUCACAUCUCGUCGGCCGGUACCUGUUGAGCCUGUUGAGCCACUGAAUGACGAUAUCCCCUGGGCUACCCCUUACGAGCCUGGGCUGGUCCCUGCCCCCAUUUUGGCCAUUCCAAGUGGCACCUACACACUGCUAGGCAGCAUGUCCGGGUCUGCUGAAAUCACCAUUACCGAGAAUGCUGAUAGUUCAGUAAUAGAGUCCAUCGCCGUGGUGUAUGAAGAUUUCUCCGAUGAUGGACUCACAUUCUUGGACGGGACAGAAAAUGUCACCGUCCGUAACCCGACAAUCACGCUGAACAAAAUUGACUGGUACUCGAACCUGACCCAGCGAGGACAGACGAAUGCCACCAAAAAAACCAGUGCUGAUGGAUUCCAUCUAUCCAUCGACACACUGACCAACAUUUUUAAUGCCAAUGGUACUCUUAAUUCGGAUCAGGCACCUGCCCAAUUAUGGCAUCACCGGCCGAGAAAUCUACCCGCAGACCCCACGCGAAGACACGGACGGGAUGCCGAGUCUGUAAAUCUAGGAAAGUUAAGACGUGGGAUCACAUGCGAUUUCAGUCUUUCGGAACAUUCUGCCGUUUCUAGUCCUCGUGCAUCUGCCAAUGCUGUUGGACACACACCCAAUGGGAGCCAAGCUACAACGCCAGAAACCGCCGCGGCUUCGAUCGCGUCUCAACCUACGCCGGCCGGCUUCUUUAGUGCUCUGGACCUCGAGCUCCUUCACCACUUUACUACCGCAACAUGUUAUACCUUUAGCACUGAGCCUAUGGUCCGUAAUUUUUGGCGCGUCAAUGUACCUCGAAUGGGCUUCUCUUUCCCCUAUGUCAUGAAUGCCAUUCUUUCAUUAGCAGCCCUUCAUCUUGCCCGAUUCAAGCCGCAACGGAAAGAUGUUCUCCUGGAGCAGUCAUUAGUUCAUCAUAAUGCAGCAUCCCAUUUGGCGCUCCCCGUGCUGAAUAAUCUCAGCUCUGACGAAUCAGUACCCAUCUUCAUCUUCAGCAUGACCACCACUUGGAUUGCCCUCGCCAGCCCUAAGGAAUCCAGCAAUUUGCUUGUGGUCUCUAAUGGAGCAAUGCCGCAAUGGCUAUUUCUUCUCAGGGGAAUGCGUGGAGUACUAGAACACAAUGACAACGCCAUCCACUCGGUCCGGUCUUCCGGCUUUAUAUUCGAUAAUGGGAGACAAACGGACAAUAUCUGGCAUACUACUAUACCACCUGAACACGAAGGCCUCAAAGAGCUGGAGGCGACCAUUAGGUUCUACGUUAAAGAUCCAGAAAAGCUAGAGCUUCUGUCCCACGGAAUAGACUCCCUCGUGCGAAGUUUUGCCUUCUUCUACGGGAACACAUACAGCGACGACCAAAAGCAUAGGGCCGCAUUCAUGUGGUUCUUCAAGAUCCGCGAUGGCUUUGUGAACCUGCUCAAAGAGCGGGAUAGCGAGGCCCUGUGUGUUCUCUCCUUUUUCUGCGUUUUACUUAAACGCUUAGACUACAACUGGUGGAUAGAGGGCUGGGGAGUCCAUUUAAUCGGCAGGAUAUAUUCUGUGUUGGAUGAUGGGUAUCGACUAUGGAUUCGAUGGCCCAUCGAAGAGAUCGGCUGGGUGCCCAUCUGGGAGGCGAAAUAA